AUGUAUACUCUAUCCCAUCCCAUCCCAUCUAUCAAAAUAGACGUCAACUACAAAGAAAUCAGCGAAGGUGUUAAAGAUUUCCUACAACAUUACAAAUCUUCAGGUUUAUCAAAAGCUGAUGAAUUAUAUGAUGCUCAGAUUGAUCAACCAAACCCUGAUGAUGAUUUAGAACUAGAAGAAGCUGUUAGAAACGGUCCAAAGUACAUGUACCUAUUACAGAAAAUUGCAAAUAGAGAAUUAUCAACUUUAUAUAUUGAUUUAGAUGAUAUUUCAAAUUUUGAAUUAUCAAAUGAUUUCACUAUAGGAACUCAAAAUUUUGGUAAAAAAUCACUUGUGGAAAAUAUUCAAAAAAACACUUAUCAUUACAUUGAACUAUUUGCUAAAUGUAUCGAUGAGAUCAUGCCAUUACCUUCAAAAGAUGUUUCUUAUAAAGAUGGUGUCUUGGAUGUUAUUUUACAUCAAAGAAAAUUAAGAAAUGCAAGAUUAGCUGCUGAAAGACGUGAAGAAUUGGAAAACAACAACUUGGGUGGUGAUAACAACAAUGAACAACCACAACCUGAAGUUGAUGAAAACGAAGGGUUCCCUCCUUCUUUAACCCGUCGUUAUAAUAUUUAUUUCAGACCUUUAACCCCGUCAUCUUCCAAAAAUUCAAAACCUUUAGCCGUGAGAGAAGUUAGAGGGUCUUACUUGGGUCAACUCAUAACAAUCAGAGGUAUAGUGACUAGAGUCUCUGACGUUAAACCAUCCAUCAUGGUCAAUGCAUACACUUGUGAUCAAUGUGGGUAUGAAAUUUUCCAAGAAAUUAGCUCCAAAACAUUCACACCAUUAUCAGAAUGUACUUCUGAACAAUGUCAAAAUAAUCAAUCAAAGGGGAAACUAUUCAUGAGUACAAGAGCCUCGAAAUUCUCCCCGUUCCAAGAUGUCAAGAUCCAAGAAUUGGCAUCACAAGUCCCAGUGGGUCAUAUCCCAAGAACUUUAAACAUCCACGUGAAUGGUGACUUGGUCCGCUCCAUGGAUCCAGGUGACGUUGUCGAUGUGGCUGGGAUCUUCUUACCUGCUCCAUACACAGGUUUCAGAGCACUAAGAGCUGGGUUAUUAACUGAGACGUAUCUUGAAGCUCAGGCUAUAAGACAACAUAAGAAAAAAUAUGAUCAAUCAGAAUUGGGUGAUUUAGUGGAGUCGGAAAUUAUGCAGAUUAGAAACUCUGGUGAUACGUAUAAUAGAUUGGCUAAAUCUAUAGCUCCGGAGAUUUAUGGUCAUGAAGAUGUUAAAAAGGCAUUACUUUUACUAUUAGUUGGUGGUGUUGAUAAAAAAAUCGGUGAUGGGAUGAAAAUUAGAGGUGAUAUAAAUAUUUGUUUAAUGGGUGAUCCUGGGGUGGCUAAAUCUCAAUUAUUGAAAACUAUAGCCAAGAUUACUCCAAGAGGUGUUUAUACAACUGGUAGAGGUUCUUCAGGUGUUGGUUUAACCGCUGCUGUGAUGAAAGAUCCAAUCACUGAUGAAAUGGUUUUGGAAGGUGGUGCUCUAGUCUUGGCUGAUAACGGGAUUUGUUGUAUUGAUGAAUUUGAUAAAAUGGAUGAAGGUGAUAGAACUGCAAUCCAUGAAGUUAUGGAACAACAAACAAUCAGUAUUUCCAAAGCUGGUAUAAAUACAACUUUAAAUGCAAGAACUUCAAUCCUUGCAGCUGCAAAUCCAUUGUUUGGAAGAUUUAAUAAAAAAUUAUCAGCCUUGGAGAAUAUUAACUUACCAGCUGCCUUACUUUCAAGAUUUGAUAUCUUGUUUUUAAUAUUGGAUACACCAACAAGAGAUGAUGAUGAAAAAUUAGCUCAACAUGUUGCUUAUGUUCAUAUGCAUAAUAAACACCCAACUAUGGACUUCGAUCCAUUAUCCCCAACAACAAUAAGACAAUACAUCACAAAGGCAAGAUCUUUUAGACCUGUUGUCCCUAAAGAAGUUGGUGAUUAUGUCGUGAAUUCCUACAUCAGACUAAGACAAGAUUCUAAAAAGAAUUUAGGUAAGGCAGAUUCAUCAUUCGGUCAAGCCACUCCAAGAAGUUUAUUAGGUAUUUUAAGAAUGGCCCAGGCUUUAGCAAGAUUAAGAUUUGAUGAUACUGUAUAUACAGAAGAUGUUGAUGAAGCACUAAGAUUAUUAGAAGUUGCUAGGGCUUCAUUUGAAACAAAUUCAAAUUUUAAAAGAUCUCAAGAUUCUCCAAAGACAAAAAUUUAUCAAAUUAUUAAAAAUUUGGCUUCAAAAGUUAUAUCAAGAGGUUUUACUGAAUUUCAAUUGAAGGAUUGUUUGGAUGAAUAUAAUCAAUUGGGGAUUUGGCAAUUCAUUAAUGAUGGUGAAGAUUUAUUGUUUUUGAAUACCGCUGUUGAUGAGGAUGAAGAUGAAGAGAUGGAUAUUUAAG
Messenger RNA from Hansenula anomala, 2404 nucleotides. It is a transcript of the gene MCM7, whose product is annotated as DNA replication licensing factor MCM7. The coding region runs from base 1 to 2403 and encodes 800 amino acids. The record is from RefSeq and is a predicted model, not a curated record. The transcript has 3 exons. Lineage: Eukaryota; Fungi; Ascomycota; Saccharomycetes; Phaffomycetales; Wickerhamomycetaceae. Gene Ontology annotation, biological process: DNA strand elongation involved in DNA replication; DNA replication; double-strand break repair via break-induced replication. Gene Ontology annotation, molecular function: single-stranded DNA binding; ATP hydrolysis activity; ATP binding. Gene Ontology annotation, cellular component: MCM complex; nucleus.